CUUGUGAUAUUCCUGGUAACUCAUAAGUGACUACCGGAGCUCAUCCAGCAUCUGCCCCUUCGUCAUCUGACACCAACUUCAACUGCCAUAGUAGCCGUCUCCCGCUGCCGCAAUUGGAACGACUUCGUAUCGCCUGUUCGUAGCUUCCACUUUUCUGCGUGGCCUCUCAGCUUUUGUCGGGUUCGUCCGGCAUCACCGGCGCUGGGAAUCUCUGACAAGGUGAGGUCCUUCUAUGUUAAUACAAACUUUGACUAUGAGACUUGCUAGCAGCUGUAUAAAAUUGAAGCCACUUCUUGUAUUCUCUCCAACCCCUCAGCGCAUUGACAAAACCCUCGCUUUCCGAAACCAAUUCAGAGCCAGACACUUUGUGUUUUUGCGCUGCAAAGCGACAAUGACUGAGCCAGUGGUGGUUCAAGUGAAGGAGAAGAUUGAGUUAACGGACACCGAGAAGAAGAUAUUUGAUAGCCUCCUCAACACUCUUCGCCACUUUAAUCUCAAAACCGAGCUUCGUGUUGCUGGUGGCUGGGUCCGUGACAAGCUUCUGGGGAAAGAAUGUUACGAUAUUGAUAUUGCUCUUGACAACAUGUUGGGAAGUGAAUUUGCCAAUAAGGUGGCUGAGUAUGUAGCAUCCACGGGUGAAAAGCCGCCUUCAGGCUUAGGGGUUAUACCAAGUAAUCCAGAUCAGUCUAAACACUUAGAGACAGCAAGGAUGUACCUUUUUGAUUUAUGGAUUGAUUUUGUAAACUUAAGAUGUGAAGACUACAGUGAGAAUAGCCGCAUUCCAACAAUGAAAUUUGGUACAGCAGAAGAAGAUGCUUAUCGAAGGGAUUUGACCAUUAACAGCUUGUUCUAUAAUAUAAACACCAGCUCCGUUGAAGAUCUCACAGGAAGAGGAAUUGAAGAUCUAAAAUCUGGAAAAAUUGUGACACCAUUGCCACCAAAAGCUACAUUUUUGGAUGACCCCCUUCGAGUUCUUAGAGCUAUUCGCUUUGGUGCAAGAUUUGGAUUCAUAAUAGACAAAGAGCUAAAAAAGGCUGCUGCCUGUGAUGAGGUGAAAACUGCUCUUGCAGCCAAAGUUAGCAAAGAGCGCAUUGGAACUGAAAUUGAUCUCAUGGUUUCUGGCAACCAACCAGUUAAAGCAAUGACCUACAUUGGUGAUUUGACCCUUUUUUGGAUUGUCUUUAAUCUUCCUCCUAAAUUUGAGCCUGCAGUAUCAGACGGAUGUGACAGGCUUUGCAUUGCUUACUUGGAUGCUGCUUGGAACCUUACCCAAUUAAUAGGGCGUUCAAACUUCAGUGAUGAGCAGAGAAGGCUUUCACUAUAUGCUGCUCUAUUUCUCCCAUUCAGAGAGAUCACAUAUAAGGAUAACAAAGCAAGAAAGAUACCACUUGUCAAUCACAUUUUCAGAGUGUCUCUCAAGCGAAAAAUCAGUGAUGCUGAAACAGUAAUAAACAUUCACAAGUCGUUGGAGAAGUUCUUAUCCCUGAUUCCAUAUCUUGUAUCAGCUGAGGAUGUCAAACUUGUUGAAGUUGAUUGGGGUAAAGAGUUGGUUGAUGACUCUGUUCCUUCGAAACUGCGAGUUUUGACAGGAUUUCUUCUCAGAGAAAUCAAAGAAUUUUGGCGAGUUGCCUUGUUGAUGUCCACCUUGUUAUAUCCCCCUGACGUUGAUCAUACGGAUGACAUUCUAAGCAAGCAAUUCCAACUGGACAAAAGACGAGAUUUAUUUGAGGCAGUUUCAAACGCCAUUACUAAACUGGGUCUUGAGAAAGUGUGGGAUGAGAAACCUUUGGUUAACGGGAAAGAGAUUAUGAAUGUUUUGCAGCUUAAAUCUGGAGGCCCACUUGUUAGGGAGUGGCAACAAAAACUGCUUGCAUGGCAACUUGCCUAUCCCUCUGGGACAGCUGAGGAAUGCCUUGGCUGGAUGAAGGAAACCAACUCCAAACGUGUAAAACUGGAGUCUGGCAAUUAACUGAUUGAUCUUAAGCUAUAGUUAGCAGUAGUUAUUUGGAUUAUACAUAUUUUCCCUUAUUUAUGAGAUGCUGAGGCAGGAUAAACACUAAUGCCCUUAAACAUCCAUUGGCUAGGGAUGCCUGAGUUCGUUACAAUUGCAGUGAGAUUGGAUUGGUGUUGUUUUACAGCAAGGAGAUGUUAUUUUCAAUUGGGUCAGGUGUAGAGGGAAGGGAAGACAAAAGAUUCAGGUUAAUGUCUGAACUAAAACUUAUAUUAGAUACCGACACAGCUUGUAAUUUAUAUUGAUUUUGUAGUGUCUAGUUUCAACUGUAAGAGUGUCGUUAUUAUUCUGCAUUUCUGAUUUGGUAUAUUUUCAGUUCCUUAUUCUUUUGCCAAUGGUAGUAAAAUACGUUUGAUUAGGCGGCUAAA
Messenger RNA from Mangifera indica (mango), 2379 nucleotides. Its product is annotated as tRNA nucleotidyltransferase cca2. Gene Ontology annotation, biological process: tRNA 3'-terminal CCA addition. The record is from RefSeq and is a predicted model, not a curated record. Bases 233 to 1969 code for a protein of 578 amino acids. The transcript is spliced from 16 exons. Gene Ontology annotation, molecular function: RNA binding; ATP:3'-cytidine-cytidine-tRNA adenylyltransferase activity. NCBI's taxonomy places the organism in Eukaryota, Viridiplantae, Streptophyta, Magnoliopsida, Sapindales, Anacardiaceae.